AUGACUCUUCCUCCUGGUAUUGCUGGUGACAAAUCCAAUAAAGUAUGCAAAUUUCUCAAGUCUUUAUAUGGCCUCAAACAGGCUAGCAAGCAAUGGCAUCAAAAGCUCACGUCAGCUCUCAUAUCCCUUGGUUAUCAUCAGUCUUCAGCUGAUCACUCUUUGCUCACUCUCAAAACUGCUUCACAUUUUACUGCUCUUCUAAUAUAUGUCGAUGACAUUGUUCUAACUGGUAAUGAUAUGGAGAAGAUUCACCGUGUCAAAGAGUUCUUAGACAAGCAGUUUAAAAUCAAAAACCUUGGGCCUUUACGUUUCUUCCUGGGACUUGAGAUUUCUCGUUCUCAAAGGGGUAUCAUCCUUAAUCAAAGGAAAUACGCCCUUGAAUUACUUUCUGAUACUGGUUUACUUGCUGCCAAGCCAGCCUUCACUCCCAUUGAUGCAGCUUCCAAACUCAGUCGUUCUACUGGAGCUCCUUUGCCUGAUGCUUCAUCUUAUCGUAGACUCAUUGGUAGGCUACUGUAUCUCACAACCACGAGGCCUGACAUUGCCUUUUCUGUGCAACAACUUAGUCAGUUUGUUUCAGCUCCAACUGACACUCAUCUGCUUGCUGCUCCUAGGGUCCUCCAGUACAUCAAACGUUCUCCAAGUGCUGGCCUCUUUUUCCCUUCAACUAGUUCCCUUACACUUUCGGGUUACUCUGAUUCUGAUUGGGCUUGUUGCCCAGAUACCCGAAGAUCCAUCACAAGUCAUUGUAUUUUCCUUGGUUCUACCUUGGUUUCACGGAAAUCAAAGAAACAAACUACUGUUUCUAGAUCCUCCUGUGAAGCUGAAUACCGUGCCUUGGCCAGUUUAACAUGUGAGCUCCAAUGGAUGUCCUACUUACUUCAAGACCUUCAUCUUCCUCCUACUCAACCGAUAUCUGUCUACUGUGAUAAUGUUUCUGCAAUAUAUUUGGCACACAAUCCUACCUUCCAUGAACGCACUAAACAUGUGGAACUUGAUUGCCAUGUGGUUCGAGAAAAUGUGCAUGUUGGUCUCAUCCAUCUUCUCCCUGUGCCAUCUUCUGCACAACUAGCUGACGUCUUUAGCAAGCCCCUGCUUGCUACUGCCUUUUGUUCUGCUGUCUCCAAGUUCGGACUAGUGGAUAUCCAUAGUCCUCCUUGUGGGGGGAUGUUAAUAUACCCCAAUGAUUCUGCUAAUCAUGGAGAUAAAGCCACGUCAGCAGAGACUCCAAAACUGAAUUAG
Messenger RNA from Gastrolobium bilobum, 1242 nucleotides. RefSeq lists its product as uncharacterized. The transcript has a single exon. The record is from RefSeq and is a predicted model, not a curated record. NCBI's taxonomy places the organism in Eukaryota, Viridiplantae, Streptophyta, Magnoliopsida, Fabales, Fabaceae. Bases 1 to 1242 code for a protein of 413 amino acids.